AUGUCCCCCUUUAAGACAGCUGCUGGCUACCGUUAUUUUAAAGACAAGUUUGCGUUGGCUCAACUGACACCUACGGCAUCCGAGGUGGUCGAGCCAUCUCGAAUUAUGGAAUGUCCGCUGCAGAUGGAGGCAGAACUUGUGGCUGUCAAUGAGAUGAAUCGGGAUGAGGAGGGCAAGGAGGGAUUCCUUCUAGGACUUGAGGUCGAGGUUUUGCGGAUCCAAGCCGAGGAGCACAUUAUGCAGAUUGGGGUACCGAACAAGGUUGACACGGACAGGUGGCGACCAUUGAUGACUGCUUUCCAGCAUCUGUAUGGAUUAAGUGCAAGGUUGUUGCCGUCAAGACUUGCAGAGAUAGAUGAGGAGAAGGAUCGGUGA
Letharia columbiana is the source of this 375-nucleotide messenger RNA. RefSeq lists its product as uncharacterized. The coding region runs from base 1 to 375 and encodes 124 amino acids. The record is from RefSeq and is a predicted model, not a curated record. The transcript has a single exon. Lineage: Eukaryota; Fungi; Ascomycota; Lecanoromycetes; Lecanorales; Parmeliaceae.